This is a messenger RNA of Elaeis guineensis (African oil palm), 1247 nucleotides long. RefSeq names its product GDSL esterase/lipase At5g03980. Lineage: Eukaryota; Viridiplantae; Streptophyta; Magnoliopsida; Arecales; Arecaceae. Gene Ontology annotation, molecular function: hydrolase activity, acting on ester bonds. The record is from RefSeq and is a predicted model, not a curated record.
AUGGCCUCUCUUUGCAUCUUCUUUUCUUUCCUACUAUCUCUGUUGGUAGUCUUCCAAGGCUUCUCAAACCUUGCAGAAUCAAAAGAGUGUUUCAUCAAAGCCAUAUACAGCUUUGGUGACUCCAUAGCUGACACAGGCAACCUUCUACGUGAGGGACCUGCUGGAUUCUUCGUUCCCAUUGCAAGCUUUCCCUAUGGAAAGACCUUCAAUAAGCCCACCGGUCGCUGUUCCGAUGGUCUUCUCAUGAUCGAUUACUUCGCUUUGGCCCUUAAUCUUUCAUUCAUAAACCCUUAUCUGGAUAAGACUGCCAACUUUGAUAAUGGAGUUAAUUUUGCUGUUGCCGGAGCUACGGCACUGGACAAUUCCUUCUUCCUGCAGAGGGGUAUUUUUACAACCUUUACUAAUAAUCCUCUCAGUGUUCAACUUGAAUGGUUCAAGACACAUCUCAACUCAACAUGCUCCUCGAAAACAAAGUGUGCUCAAAGUCUUAAACGGGCACUUUUCCUUGUGGGGGAAAUUGGAGGCAAUGAUUAUAAUUAUGCGUUUUCCCAAGGAACAUCUAUGAAGAAGGUGAUGACCUAUGUGCCAGAAGUUGUGCAAAGCAUAAUAAAAGCUGCUAAGGAAGUAAUUAGUAUGGGAGCUGGCCAACUAGUUGUUCCUGGAAAUUUUCCAAUUGGAUGUAUGCCAAGCUACCUCGCAAUGUUCUACUCCCUGGAUCCCGCAGCUUACGACGAAAAACAGUGCCUGAAAGAAUAUAAUGCAUUCGCCAUGCAUCAUAACAAACAACUUCAGGCAGCACUUCAAGACCUCAGGCAUGCAUACCCUCAUGUUACAAUCAUGUAUGCAGAUUACUACCAAGCUUUCCUUCAUCUCCUUGACAAGGCCCCGGACUUGGGGUUUGACAAGGAUUCUUUGCUACAAGCAUGUUGUGGAGUAGGUGGCCAGUACAACUUCAACAUAAAUAUCAUGUGUGGCAUGCCUGGGGCUUCAACAUGCUCUAACCCAAGUAAACACAUCAGCUGGGAUGGCAUUCAUCUUACACAAGAGGCAUACAAGGUCAUGGCACAAUCACUGAUAAUGGAGGGAUUUGCUUACCCAAAUUAUAGAGUUCAGGAGGAAUGGGAGUGCUAGUAACCCAUCAAAAAGUAAUGAGUUAAUCCAGCAACUCGCAUCAUAUCAUGCGUAAACAUGAGCAUAUGUAUGCUGGCACCAAGUAAACAAUAUUCACAAAUAGCUUCACAUUUUGG